GUGGAUGCUCACAGACUUAGAUAUUAGGGGGCACAAUAUUAGAUCAGGAAGGUCAUUUGUCUCACUCAAAAUUAUAGUUUGAGUUGUCUUUAGGGCCACUCUCUGAAGGUUAGACACGUUAGAUUAGACAAAUAGAGUGCUGAGUGACGGAGCAGCUCGACUAAGUUCUCUAUCUUGACACCACUGUUUGUCGCUUAUCAGAAGCGCUCAGUAUCAAUCCAGCGUUCACGCUGAAAGGUUGUCUGUGGAUAGGGGAUUCUCAGAUUCAGUGUGUUCAUUAUUAUAGGCCUAAGAAAUUUAAUCUUAAUUGUUUUGACAUUACAACCUCCAACUAAUUAAUUAGAAGACUUCAACUACAUUAAUGAAUUUUAACUGUUGAGAAAUAAUUUAUGAAUCAGUCUAAUUUUGAAACUUUUGGUGAUAAAAAUGGUCUCUCCAGUCAGUGCAUUUUUAUUGGCCGCUUCUACACUGAACAUCUGCAAUGGCGCGAAUAUUCUGGGUAUCUUUCCAACGGCAUCUUUUAGUCACCAGCAGCCAUUACUGGCCGUCAGUAGAGCUCUAGCGGCCAGGGGACACAAUCUUACAGUCAUCAACACGAAUCCCAAUAAGACACCAUUGAAGAACUACAGAGAUAUUGAUCUUGGAUUCAUGUACAAGGAAUGGGACGCACUGAAGAAAGCGCACGGUCUAUCGCUUCAAGAACGGAUAAGUCCAUUCAAGAUUGUAUCAGACUUUAAGAAUUUUGUAGAUUUUUUCUGCCAGAAAGUACUUGACUCUCAUCAAAUACAAGACUUGAUUAAAGAAGUGAAUGGUACAACGUUUGACCUGAUCCUGUACGAGAGUCUUAGCUACUCUAGUCUUCUAGGGUUGAGCGAACUGGUGGGCAACCCUCCAAUCGUAGGCCUUAUGACCUUGCACCCCUUCACAAUCAACGAUCUAUACGUUGGAAACCCAGAAAUUCCGUCCUAUAUCCCCUCAGUAGUUCUGCCUUACGAGCAUCGCAUGACGUUCUUCCAGCGUAUGACAAACUUCGCAUUAAACGUCUACUUCCAUUACCAGAGAAUCCGCUAUAUUGAGCCUCUGCAGGAGGUUUUCUUGAAGAGGUAUUUCGGAGAUGUGAAGCACACUGCCUACGAACUGGAACGGAACAUCAGUCUGAUGCUGAUCAGUGGUGACCUGGCCACUUCUUAUCCGAAGCCCGUUCAUCCGAACACUAUCUACAUUGGUCCGGCGCACAUCGAGAAGCCUCCACCUCUACCUCAAGACUUGCAAAAAUGGAUGGACGAGUCUGAGGAUGGAGUCAUCUACUUCAGCCUGGGCAGUAACAUGAAGGGCACUUCGGUGCCGGCUGAGAAGAGGGCCGCAUUUAUUAAGGCAUUCUCGCAAUUCCCCACAUUCAGGGUGCUCUGGAAAUGGGAGAGCGACGAAAAACUUCCCGGGCAGCCCGACAAUGUGCUGGUCAAAAAAUGGCUGCCGCAACAAUCUAUUCUUGCUCAUCCGAAGACGCGACUGUUCAUCAGCCAAGUGGGUUUGCAGAGUUUCCAGGAAGCGACGACAUACGGCGUGCCCAUCCUCGGAAUCCCCAUGUUCGGCGACCAGGACUGGAACGGCGGCAAACUGGUGCAAGCGGGGGCGGGGCGAGUCAUGGAGUUCUACGACAUUGCUUACGACAUUGUCUACGACAAUUUGAAGGAGCUCCUUACAAAUAAAAGCUACAAAGCGAACAUGAUGACGCUGUCAAAGAUUACCAACGACAAACCGAUGCCAGCCGUCGAGACGGCCGUCUGGUGGAUAGAGUACGUGAUUCGUCACCAGGGAGCGCCACACCUCAGGCCAGCCUGCUUUGAUCUCACCUGGUACCAGUACUACAGCCUCGAUGUCAUCGCGUUCAUCCUGGCAGUCAUCCUAGCUGCUAUCACAGUGGCCAUCUAUGCUCUCAAAAUUGUUGUCAGGAAUUUCACCGGUGCUAAAUUAAAGACACAUUAACAAACAAA
Messenger RNA from Nilaparvata lugens (brown planthopper), 1994 nucleotides. RefSeq names its product UDP-glycosyltransferase UGT5. The record is from RefSeq and is a predicted model, not a curated record. Gene Ontology annotation, molecular function: UDP-glycosyltransferase activity. The transcript is spliced from 7 exons. Lineage: Eukaryota; Metazoa; Arthropoda; Insecta; Hemiptera; Delphacidae. The coding region runs from base 427 to 1986 and encodes 519 amino acids.